AUGAGUUACAAGAAUGCUAUUUUGAGGCUGAAGGGAGAAGCGACGAUUUGGUAUGAAGGACUGAAGGGCAAAAUAAGUCGCGAAGGGAAGAAGAAAAUCUCAUCUUGGGAAUCCUUAAAAUGCAAACUCAGAAGAAGGUAUGUUGCAGUGAAUCACCCAAUCACGAUUAUCCCUAAAUUUUCUGAAUCAAGGCAAAAGAAAUUGGAUGUGAUCGAUUUUGAUGAAUCGUUGGGAGAGACCAUUGUGAUUGAAGAAUCUUCUGUUGUGACUGUUGUGAGUGAAGAAUCUGUUGUGAUUUAG
This is a messenger RNA of Lactuca virosa, 300 nucleotides long. The record is from the annotation of a GenBank genome assembly. NCBI's taxonomy places the organism in Eukaryota, Viridiplantae, Streptophyta, Magnoliopsida, Asterales, Asteraceae.